This is a messenger RNA of Helobdella robusta, 1392 nucleotides long. RefSeq lists its product as hypothetical. The transcript is spliced from 8 exons. The annotation marks the transcript as partial. Lineage: Eukaryota; Metazoa; Annelida; Clitellata; Rhynchobdellida; Glossiphoniidae. Gene Ontology annotation, molecular function: ATP binding; RNA binding; RNA helicase activity. The record is from RefSeq and is a predicted model, not a curated record.
UAUUCCAAGGAAGAACUUGCAAAGUUGCCAAGAAUAAUAAAAGACUUUUAUGUAGAGCACCCGGAGAUCACUUGCCUUUCUCAGCAGGAAGUUGACGAAAUAAGGAAAGCCAACCAGGAUAUAGUUGUAGUUAGUUUAAUAGGAAUCAAUCCAGACAGUGACGAUGAAGAUGAAGGUGCUGCGAAGUCACCUGCCAGUGUACAUAUCCCAAAUCCAAUCACGUCCUUUAAUCAGGCUUUCAGUCAAUAUCCUGAUAUUAUGAGGGAAAUUGAGUUCAAUAAAUUUGUCAAGCCGACUCCUAUACAGAUGCAAGCCUGGCCGAUCAUAAUGAAAGGCCAUGACCUGAUUGGGAUAGCUCAAACUGGGACGGGCAAAACGUUGGCAUUCCUUCUGCCCGCAUUUCUGCACAUAGAAGGGCAAACAGUUGCCCGGGACCAAAGAGGUGGACCGACGGUGCUCAUCCUCACGCCAACUCGUGAACUGGCCUUGCAAAUUGAGCAGGAGGUUAAAAAGUACAAGUACCAUGGUAUCAAAUGCCUUUGCAUCUAUGGAGGAGGCAACAGAAAGGAACAGAUAACAAACGUCAGUGAAGGGGUCGAGAUAAUUGCUGCCACCCCUGGCCGACUUUAUGAUUUAAUUGUUAAUAAAUACGUCUCAGUGAAGAGUGUCACAUACCUUGUACUAGAUGAGGCGGACAGAAUGUUAGAUUUAGGAUUUGAGCCUGAGAUCAGAAAAAUUUUGGUUGAUGUGCGGUCAGACAGACAAACCAUAAUGACCAGUGCAACUUGGCCCGAAGGGGUGCGGAGGCUGGCCGCCUCCUACCAGAAAGACCCCAUCCAAGUGUUCAUAGGAACGCUGGACCUGACGGCAGUGCACUCCGUUACUCAGAGGAUUUGCAUCGUGGAUGAGAAGGAGAAGCUCGACGAAUUACGAUAUCUCUUGAGUAGUGAAAUCGAUGAAAAUUCAAAGGCUAUUGUCUUCAUGGCUCGCAAGGCGACGGUUGAUUAUGUCUCUGCGGAGCUUUCAAUUGAAGGAGUGCACGACUGCCAAUCCAUUCAUGGGUCGAGGGAUCAGGAGGACAGGGAGCAAGCUAUCGAUGAUUUGAAAUCAGGAAAAGUUAGAAUUCUACUGGCGACGGAUGUGGCCUCCAGGGGGCUCGACAUAAAAGAUGUAACGCACGUCAUCAACUAUGACUUUCCCCAUAACAUCGAGGAGUACGUGCAUCGGGUCGGCAGGACGGGCAGAGCCGGCAAAGAAGGGAUUGCCAUCUCCUUUCUCACCAAAUUUGAUGAUAAGUAUGCCGCUGAAUUGAUCAGAAUUAUGGAGGAAGCGAAACAGCAUGUGCCUGAUGAACUCUACAGGAUGGCUAAUAAGUUGGUGGUUGCAUGUUGA